Messenger RNA from Strongylocentrotus purpuratus (purple sea urchin), 2838 nucleotides. Its product is annotated as kelch-like protein 3. Gene Ontology annotation, molecular function: protein binding. NCBI's taxonomy places the organism in Eukaryota, Metazoa, Echinodermata, Echinoidea, Camarodonta, Strongylocentrotidae. Bases 137 to 1990 code for a protein of 617 amino acids. The record is from RefSeq and is a predicted model, not a curated record. The transcript has 13 exons.
UCGACCGUGCUGUUGAGGUCAAAGGUAACAUACACGAUCUGAGCUGACUGGAUCGACCCGAUCGCGAACUGCAACUGCCCUCUGAUAGAUUGGCAAGAAUAUGCACUUUCUUCUCCUGAAAAAGGAAAUUGAAUAGAUGGAUCUUCCUGAGGCUAUAGAGAUGGAGGAUAUGGAGAUCCCUCCUCCUGAUGCUCCUCCGUACACAAACAAUCUCCACACACAGAAGGCGUUUGAGGUGCUUAAUGUCUUCAGAAAACAAAACAUUUUAUGUGAUGUAAUUCUGGAGGCAGAGGGUGUGGAGAUCCCAGCUCAUCGUAUCGUGCUAGCCUCCUGUAGCCAGUAUUUCUCGGCCAUGUUUACCAGUGAACUAUCCGAGAGUCGAGCGGAGAAGAUUAUUCUCCAGGAGGUGGAUGGCAGAGCUCUUUCAUUACUCAUUGAUUUUGUCUACACCUCAGAGGUGCAGGUUACAGAGGAAAAUGUUCAGACCCUCCUACCUGCUGCCAGUUUAUUACAGCUGAAUGACGUCAGAGAUGCAUGCUGUGAUUUCCUGCAAAAACAACUUCAUCCUACCAACUGUCUUGGUAUAAGAGCAUUUGCUGACGUACACUCGUGUAGCGAACUCUACCACUAUGGUCAGAAUUAUACCAUGCAACACUUCAGUGCUGUUGUCCAUAGCGAUGAGUUCUUUGCUCUGCCAGCUGCUCAAGUCUGUGAACUAAUUAGUAGUGAUCACCUGACAGUCCAUUCAGAAGAAGAGGUAUUUGAAGCCGUAGUGUCAUGGGUGAAGCAGGAUCCUAGUAACCGUAGCGAUUACAUGCCGCAGCUUGUUGAACAUGUCAGACUGCCUCUCCUUUCACGGGACUAUCUCAUCCAAAGAGUGGAGGAGGAACAGCUCAUUAAAGGUAUCUCAUCGACCGGCAACAGCGAUUGUAAAGACUUUCUGAUAGAGGCCAUGAAAUACCAUCUAUUACCCAAAGAGCAGAGAGGCACAAUGAAGAACCCUCGAACCAGAUUACGCACUCCUAUUGGACUACCAAAGUUAAUGCUGGUAGUCGGUGGACAAGCCCCUAAAGCUAUCCGUAGUGUUGAAGUGUAUGAUUUCAAGGAGGAGACCUGGACGCAAGCAGCUGAGAUGCCAUCAAGAAGAUGUAGAGCAGGGGUUGCUGUUUUAAACGGCAUGGUGUAUGCUGUUGGUGGUUUCAAUGGAUCUCUGAGGGUGAGAACAGUAGACGUCUAUGAUCCUGUCCGGAACAUGUGGUCUUCAGUGGCCUCUAUGGAAGCGAGACGGAGUACGUUAGGCGUAGCAGUCUUGAAUGGCAUGAUCUAUGCAGUAGGUGGAUUUGACGGCACCACUGGAUUGAGUAGUGUAGAGGCCUACGAUCCUAAGAUGAAUGAAUGGAGACCGGUAGCACAGAUGAACACAAGACGGAGUAGUGUCGGAGUUGCUGUCCUCAAUGGUUUUCUGUAUGCUGUAGGAGGCUAUGAUGGGGCCUCAAGACAUUGUCUAAGCUCAGUAGAAAGAUACGACCCAGCUGAUAAUAAAUGGUCCACUGUGGCUGAGAUGAGUACAAGGAGGAGUGGGGCAGGCGUUGGUGUCGUAGAUGGCUUACUGUAUGCAGUAGGAGGCCAUGAUGGUCCUAUGGUUAGAAAGAGUGUCGAGGUAUACAACCCAGACUCAGAUAGGUGGUCACAGGUAGCCGACAUGACACUCUGUAGGAGGAAUGCAGGUGUAGCAUCGGUGAAUGGACUCCUGUACGUAGUGGGCGGAGACGAUGGAACGUCAAAUCUUGCCUCGGUGGAAUGCUUUAACCCAAGAACUGAUAAUUGGUCGCUUGUUCGCACGACCAUGACAACGGGUCGCAGUUAUUCGGGAAUAGCGACCAUUGACAAGGUCCCAUCGCUGAACGCUUACCGGGAAGCGAACUCGUUACAAUGGGAUCCCGAGAGCAUGAAGACAGAGGGAGCUUAUGCACAGCUGCCCAACCCUUGAUAAGGUGCUCGCGUUGGAUUAGUCGAUGACAUGAAAGGGCGCAACAGAAGCAGAGCUGAAUCGCCGGAAGGAUGCUUUUGAACACUGUGUGGCGUAGAGUGCGUGGACGUGGUUUGAGCUUCAGUUCUAUGUGCAUGUUAAUGAUUUUCAUGCUUUAUAGUGACUCGCGAGCAAUCAAUCAGCUUGAAAGAAUUCUUCAUGGACUUUUAUUUAUCUGGUUGAUGACGACAAGUAUUCGAGUGUAUAUUCAACCGUUAUUUUCAACUCUGGAUGGUAGUGCAAUGGGCUGAAUAGGUAUCUCGCUUCAAGGUUUAUUGAAUAGAGGAAUCGGUGGAAACAUCUACUUUUCUUCAUGCCACAUAAAGUUGAGCUCUCAAUCAUAUAUUUAAAAGAGAAACCGUACCUGUGAUCCUUUCUCUGUGGGUUUAUAUGCAAUUAGUAGUAUUCAGUUUGUCCUUGAUGUUGAGUUUGGAGUCGUGAGUGGCUACUACAAUUUGUUCUCAACAUUCAAAUGAACGAAACACACUGCUUUGUCGUUUUUUAACGGAAGUUUUGUAAAAAGUAUUUAUUGACCUUAUUUCAGCAAUGUGUGUUAAAUGUGAUCUAAUGCAGAUCUUUUCAGCAAUGUAUGAUAACUGUUUGUGAACGAAGAACCACUGAAUAUAAAUUGUUUGUAUGCAAAACUGGAUCAUGUGACCAAACAAAUACUUCUCCAUUUCCAAGUCUAUGAGAUGCUCAUGAGCUGAGUAAUCUUAAAGGGAUUGGGUAUCUUUGUCUCAGAUUCUUAAACAAAAUCCCGGAUUUAGCUCAUGCUGCAAUCAUAAGUAUAAACCUUUAGGUCAGUCAGG